GCUCUCUGGACCGCUUUAUUCAGCCUCACAACUUUAACGUGUUUUCAUUGGUCCCUUGAGGAUGCGGCCACAGCUGAUUGGACAGAAGUUUCUCCUCGACUUCAAACACCCCCACCCCUCAGAUAUUCGUGGUCCGAUGUUACUGUGAUUCCAGUUGUUUUCACAUCAUCUCACCAACAAAGACAGCCGGAGCUUCCGUCUCGUUCAUCUCACAUUAAAUGGUGAAUGAUGCGCAAGUAACCGUUUGACGCUCCUGUGAGGCGACAACGACAACCUGAAGAGCAGAGAAACACUUUGCUCUCAAGUAGAAACACCAGAAGACACUUCCAGAACUUUGGACAGACUCAGUCUAACUUGGACGCAAACAUGGUGUCUGCCGGACUGGAGAUCUUGGGGCUGUCGCUGUGCGUCAUCGGUUCGCUCCUGGUGAUGGUCGCGUGCGGGCUGCCCAUGUGGAAGGUGACGGCUUACAUCGAAGCCAACAUCGUGGUGGCUCAGACGAUCUGGGACGGUUUGUGGAUGUCGUGUGUGGUUCAGAGCACGGGGCAGAUGCAGUGCAAGGUGCACGACUCCGUCCUCGCACUCAGCCGCGACCUCCAGGCGGCCAGGGCGCUCACCAUCAUCUCGUCGGUGAUGGGCGUGCUGGGGCUCAUGGUGGUGGUCGCGGGAGCGCAGUGCACCAACUGCAUCCGCACUGAGUACGUCAAAGCCCGGGUGGUGAACGCCGGCGGGGUCAUCUACAUCAUCAGCGGUCUGUUCGUGCUCGUGCCUCUCUGUUGGAUGGCCAACAACAUUAUCUCGGACUUCUACAAUCCGCAGGUGCCCGCGUCCCAGAAGAGGGAGAUCGGCGCGGCGCUCUACAUCGGCUGGGCGGCCACGGCGCUGCUGCUGAUCGGCGGAGCGCUGCUGUGCUGCUCCUGUCCCUCCAGCGGCAACUCGGGAUAUUCGGUCAAAUAUGCACCGACCAAGAGAGCAACGCAGAACGGGGACUAUGACAAGAGGAAUUAUGUGUAACUAUCAUAUGCGGUGCGUAAAAGUGACCAGAAACUUUUUCAAAAGUGUUCUCUUUGUGUUUUUAUGACGGAUGUUAUCUUUGCACCUGCAGUUUUUUUUUUUUUCCCCCAUCUGAACUUUGAAAAUCAGUGGAGGCAUCUGUGCUGUGUUUAGCCUUUAUAUAGGCCCAGGCCUUCCCUUGGACCGCAAAUUCACAAAGCCUUCUUUGUACAUACAGGAGAUUUGAAAAAAGAAAAAAAAAAAAGAAAAACGAAACAGACUAUCAACAAGAGGUAGCUCACGACAAAAAGGAGUAUUUUUGUUUGGUACCUUUUGUAAGUCACCGAAAUUGAUAUUAGUGUCUUGAAUUGUUUACCUACCGUUGUAACUGUAACGUUUUUCAUUUUUAGAGGAACUGUUGCCACCGAAUAUGUACACUGUUUGUUUUUUUUUUUGUUUGUUUGUUUUGUUUUGUUUUGUUUUUUGGCUUGUGCAUGGUCAGCACAAAGUUGUACAGUAAAAGAUUGCACUCCCACACGUUCAGAGACCUAUUUCCUCUGUGGAACUACGCCGACAUGUUGAGGACGCCAACAAUGUCCAACAGCAACAAAAACAACAGGAAGACAAGUGCACACAUGGUCAAGCAGAAGCCGUUCUCAAACAAACUGCUUUGUUGAGUUGUGUAAGUCAAGUUCGAGACUGAUGAUGUUUUACUGUCUAAAUUCUGGAUCUGUUGAUCAGUGCAUUCUGAAAUGUUUGGCUUACAGUCCGUUAUUCGCCUGCACUGUGCACCUGCAGGGCUCUUAUUUCUGCAGGUAGUCUCUUGGGUUUUUUUCCACAACCUUUAGGAAUAAACUUUGUUUCUGUUGAAUGUUGAUGUAAUGAUUCAUUAUUCACGUGUAUGAAGAUGCAAUACUGUCUCAUUUAAUUAAGAUUAAACUGAAUAUAUUGUCU
Messenger RNA from Sphaeramia orbicularis (orbiculate cardinalfish), 1947 nucleotides. It is a transcript of the gene cldn5a, whose product is annotated as claudin 5a. The coding region runs from base 367 to 1014 and encodes 215 amino acids. Gene Ontology annotation, molecular function: structural molecule activity. Lineage: Eukaryota; Metazoa; Chordata; Actinopteri; Kurtiformes; Apogonidae. The record is from RefSeq and is a predicted model, not a curated record. The transcript has a single exon. Gene Ontology annotation, cellular component: bicellular tight junction; membrane.